Messenger RNA from Salarias fasciatus (jewelled blenny), 1281 nucleotides. It is a transcript of the gene gadd45ga, whose product is annotated as growth arrest and DNA-damage-inducible, gamma a. Bases 106 to 585 code for a protein of 159 amino acids. Gene Ontology annotation, biological process: regulation of cell cycle. Lineage: Eukaryota; Metazoa; Chordata; Actinopteri; Blenniiformes; Blenniidae. The record is from RefSeq and is a predicted model, not a curated record. The transcript has 4 exons. Gene Ontology annotation, cellular component: nucleus; cytoplasm.
GCCUGUUCCGAGCUCAGAAUAACACUGGAGCCGACACGGACAACUACUUGCAACCUUUUCUCUUCUUUUCGCCGCUCGUUUCACGAUCGCGCUUGGAUUAUAACUAUGACUCUGGAAGAGAUCCGCGGACAAGACAGCGCAAUGGAAAACGUUGAUAGGGUGCAAAGUGCAGGCGCAGCUCUGGAGGAGCUGCUGCUCGCUGCCAAGAAGCAGGACUACCUGACAGUCGGAGUUUACGAAUCCGCCAAAGUCAUGAAUGUUGACCCGGACAGCGUGGCGUUCUGCGUGCUCGCCACCGACGACGAGUACGAGUGCGACAUCGCUCUCCAGAUCCACUUCACCCUCAUCCAGGCUUUCUGCUUCGACAACGACAUCAACGUGGUGCGCGUCAACGACAUCGACCGCCUGGCGGACCUCGUGGGCGCGGAGGAGAGCGGGGAGCCCAAGGACGCGCACUGCAUUCUCGUCACGAGCCCCAGUGCGAAUCCGUGGAAAGACCCAGCCCUUGACAAGCUGAGCCUGUUCUGCGAGGAGAGCCGCAGCGUGUACGACUGGGUGCCCACCAUCACUCUCCCGGAGCGCUGAAGUGACAUUUCCCCUGAAAGUGCUAAACAUGAUGAUGAUGAAGAUGAUGAAAAGAAAGUCAAGGAGCUGAGCUUCAGCUGGGGCUGUCGAGCCUGUCUGCCUCACUUGGAUUAAGAGGCUGUGGCUGCAACCCUCCCACAAGAGUGCAACCUUCCAGGGCAUUCUGGGUCAGCACUUUGGUUCUGGAUAUACCCUGUGGAAGGGUAGAAGUUAAGGGGUCAAGUGUAGACUGGGUCAGGAGUGUGUGCGGUGGACACUGAGAUGGAGCUGGACUGUCCUGCAUCGUGCAGGAUGAGGGGUGGCCAGCCAGUGAUGGCCCAGGAUGAAGGGCAUCGAGGGAUCUGCGUCGAGAACGGACAAAGAGACUGUGCAAGAAAUGGACUAUUGAAAGUGUGGAGGCGGGACUGAUCUCACUGGAAGGGAGCAAGUCAGAAGCCGGUCCAGAAGAUGGAACCUGAAGGUGUCUGAGUGGACUAUACUUUUCUUUUUGAGCACAGCUUUCAGGAAGUUAUUGGUGGGGGGAAAAAAAAAAAAAAACUUUUUUUUUCCUGCAAGUCCUGAUUUUAUUUGAGCUGUAUCUGUACCUGUGACACAUGUACAUGGACUAUCGAUUUCACUUUCAUAUUUGUCAAAGAAAAAUACAGCUUUGAAUUGUACUCAUUAUCAACUGUUCUUUUGAAUAAACAUUUGAAUCAA